Messenger RNA from Vigna unguiculata (cowpea), 1017 nucleotides. RefSeq lists its product as uncharacterized. Gene Ontology annotation, molecular function: ADP binding. NCBI's taxonomy places the organism in Eukaryota, Viridiplantae, Streptophyta, Magnoliopsida, Fabales, Fabaceae. The record is from RefSeq and is a predicted model, not a curated record.
AGAAUUGUACUCUGCCAUGCGCAAUUCCAUCUAUUAUUCUUGCUCUUCUGAAGAGCUUAAAAGAGUUGGAUACGGGAUAGUACAAUAGAGGUGCUUUUUUAUAUGAAUGACACUGAAAUUACGAAAAUAGCAUCCCAGUUGAGGAUUUUGACCUUAAAAGGGCUAUCGAAGCUAACACAUGUUUGGGAAAAGAAGAAAAAUGGAGUUCUCGUCUUUCCAAAUCUGCAACAGGUCAUUGUUAGCAAUUGUAAAAAGUUGGAAACGCUAUUUCCUGCUUCCUUGGCAAAAAAUUUUAAAAGUCUGAAAGGAAUUGAAAUAGAAGAUUGUGCUAAGUUCCAAGAAAUUGUUGAAAAAGAAGAAUCCACAGAAGCAAAGUUUGUGCUCCCUUGUUUAGAGAGGUUGAUUCUUUCUUCCUUGCCACAACUCAGUUGCUUUUACCCUCAAACAUUCACUUUGGAAUGCCCAACCUUAAAUAUAUUAUCUGUGUUGAGGUGUGAAGGAUUAGAGUUGUUUCAAAGUCAACAUUCCAUGGGUGAGGGUAUUUCAGUUAAGAGACAACCUCUUAUUUCACGUCUAGAGGACAUUUCAAACCUGAGAGAAUUGAAACUUGAUUGGAAACAUAUUCUGGCAUUAAGAUCAAGGCUUAGGUCUGAAAAAUUUACUGGCGUCUUCAAACUUGUGAAUAAAAUGAGUCUGCUCUUAGACGGUGAUGUGAGUGAAAUGCUUAUAAUGGUCAAUGAAAUACUCCAUAGAGCACCCAACUUAAUAGAAAUGGUUAUACAUAUACUAAAUUGCAAAAAUUCAGAGAUUUUCUUUGCUCAAAACCCCAAAAUUGGUGAGGAUGGGAUGCUCUUACAGUUACGAAUAUUGACACUAUUCCAAGUAGCUGCUAUCAGGUCCAUCCAGUCAGAGAACUCAUCAUGCGGAUUCGGAGGGGAAAGAUGUGCCCUGACAAAGCUCGUUGCUUCAGUAGUGGAAGAGAGAAAGGUUCUUGUUUCAGGGAAUAGGGCAGAGUGA